AUGGUUCCUUCUCGGGCGAGUGGAUCGUCGUCAUCUCGACCUCCACGCCGUAGCCGCGCCACAGUCCCGAGCUAUAACGAAGCCACAUCGGAGGAAGACAGCGAUUUUAGGACAUCCGCCACCACCAGGCCACGCAGGCAGCCCGCCGUUUCAUUGCGAUCCCGUUCCGCCACGCAGCGUCCGUCGUACCGUGAAUCUUCGGACUAUGAAUCGAGUACGGUUGAAGAGCCUGGUGAGGAAUCAGAAGAAGCUCCCGCCCAUGAGCGGAAUGUAUCAGUCGAAAUCCGCGGCAACACUCGUCCCAGUAUAAACAGGCGCAUGGCUAAUCGCCCUCAAACCUCUUCGGGACGUCAAAGACCUUCAGGCAACAAGCGAAGGCCGCGCGAUCGGCCAAGUCGUGCAAUUUCACACCCUGCGAAAAAGGCCAAGUAUUACUCGGAGUUAUUGGAUGACACUACACGAGUCAUUCCACCAUGGCAAACAUUACCUUAUCACAUUCUCUUCGACAUCCUGCUCCACGCGACUUAUCCAGAGCCGAAUGAAAAAUGGGAGGCCCGGAGUGACAUGGCCAGAUGGCUCGUCAAUGUCGCUUGUUUGUGCCGCGCAUUCCAAGAACCGGCUCUAGCUGCUCUUUACUACUGCCCUCCUCUAUUUCCGUCGUACAAGUGCCACGCUUUGGUGAAUCUACUCUCGAUGCCGCGGGAGUCUCUACUCAUCAAUUACGCCGGAAAGAUCAAGGAGUUACUUGUGGAUGUCGAUGUACUUCGUUACAAAAGUGGACCUAUCUUGGGUUAUUUUGACUUAGCUCAGCUGAUUCAGAAGAUCCCUCAGGUACACAUCGUGAGACUAUAUCACCAGGAAGAUUUUAUUCUCGGACAUCAGCCAUGGAAUGUGCCACUGUCGAAGUGGAUGUACUCAGAGCACCUGUUUGAGGUCAUGGACUCGACUGGAGUACGUCUCCAUGCGUGGGAUUGGAAUUCUCGUUUCCUCGAUCUCCCUGAUCUUCUUCCAUUCAUGCUAAAGCAGCAUCAACGUCCGGCCUUUCAGCGACUCCGAGAAGUCAAAUUACACCAUCUGGGGGAUCGAAACAGGCAGGAUACUUCCGAAAAGGAGGAUUCUUUAGCUUCUGCCUUGAAAGUACUCCCGGCACUUGAACGGUUGGAGCUGGUGGAAUGUACUUUGUUGACAGACCGACUCCUCCUCCAACUGCCUUCGACACUUUGCUCUCUUACGAUUACAAAUUGUGAUCGACUCUUCACGCCAUAUCUUGAUGCGUUCCUCAAAUCUCACGGGAGCUCUGUCCGGGAGCUUAACUUGAACCAUAAUCGUCACCUGGACCUUUUCUGGACGGAUAGUCUUGCUGAGCAUUGCCCCAAUCUCGAAAAGCUCAAAUUCGAUGGGACCAUCUACGACGCAUCUCCUCAUAAUGAUACCAAUCCUCACUUCGAUGCUUUGCUGAAUCCCGACGUGGAGCCAACAUGGCCACGUACCCUGCGAGAAAUCGAAAUGACGUGUCUAAGGAGACUGGACGGCGACUGUGCAGAAUUGUUCCUCAACAGUUUACAGCAUGCCGCUUCCGAGAUGUGCUCGCUCCGUCGACUAGUUGUGAGCAUGAUCCUUAACGUUUCAUGGCGCGACCGAGCCAGGUUUCGCGACACUUGGGUGCCCCAAAUCACCCGCACUUUUCGUCGUUCUGACUUCGCUCAGAGUAGCCCAGAGCGUUCUCCAUUUCCAGAGUCUUCAGCAGCACCCAAGCGCCAUAGUGCACGGCUAGUCGGAAAGAAAGGUGCCCAUGCUGAAUCGGCCGUCGAUGCACCGGUUUACGCACCCUGUGAGACCUCUCCAAGUGCCCAACCUCAGCAACAUGGGAUGUGCGAUGAAGUUCUCAUUCGGAUCGAUAACCAGCGACCCAGCGAGACGCAGUUCAACGAGAAUGACUUUCUAGAUUCCGAGGCCAGUGGCGAUGACGACUGGCCUGGUGGGGACUAG
Penicillium argentinense is the source of this 1989-nucleotide messenger RNA. RefSeq lists its product as uncharacterized. The transcript has a single exon. The coding region runs from base 1 to 1989 and encodes 662 amino acids. The record is from RefSeq and is a predicted model, not a curated record. NCBI's taxonomy places the organism in Eukaryota, Fungi, Ascomycota, Eurotiomycetes, Eurotiales, Aspergillaceae.